This is a messenger RNA of Drosophila santomea, 657 nucleotides long. RefSeq names its product Golgi-associated plant pathogenesis-related protein 1. The transcript has 4 exons. NCBI's taxonomy places the organism in Eukaryota, Metazoa, Arthropoda, Insecta, Diptera, Drosophilidae. Gene Ontology annotation, cellular component: extracellular region. The record is from RefSeq and is a predicted model, not a curated record. The coding region runs from base 72 to 512 and encodes 146 amino acids.
UUCCAAAGUCAGUUCAGUUGGCAGCGCAACUGAAAUUUUAAUUUAAAAUUAACUGAAGUUAAUACGGCAUAAUGAGCGUUCAGCAAUUCGAGCAAGAAGUUCUUCAAGCCCACAAUUCAUAUCGGGCCAAGCAUGGUGCUCAACCCCUGACUUUAAGCCCCAAACUGAAUCAGUUGGCCACGGAAUGGGCCAGUUAUUUGCUGUCCAGAAAUCGCAUGGAACAUCGCCAGAACAGUGGAUAUGGUGAGAACAUUUACAUGGCCUCCGGGGGAAAUCUGCAAGGUGCCGAUGCCGUAAGAUCCUGGUACGAAGAGAUUCGACACUACAAUUGGAAUCAUCCGUCGUUUCAAGGAAACACGGGCCAUUUCACUCAGGUGGUCUGGAAGAGCUCCACCGAGUUGGGCGUGGGCUUUGCCAAGAGGGGCAAUACCAUCUAUGUUGUGUGCAACUACAAUCCCCCCGGCAACUACAACAAUUUGUUCAGGGAGAAUGUCGCACGCCCAGCAUGCUAAGUAAUAUGUAUAUUUACCUAUAUCACGAACUUUAAAACCGCACCACUGAACUACCAAAAACUUGGGAUGAGCGAAGGCUUUGCCAAAUUUACACAAUUUUCAUAACAUUCCAAUAAUAUUUAAGAAUUUCCUAUGCCAAAGCAAU